Molecule: messenger RNA, 1267 nt
Organism: Raphanus sativus (radish)
Lineage: Eukaryota; Viridiplantae; Streptophyta; Magnoliopsida; Brassicales; Brassicaceae
Product: mitochondrial outer membrane import complex protein METAXIN
Exons: 6
Coding region: 154-1098 (314 amino acids)
Biological process (GO): mitochondrion organization
Cellular component (GO): SAM complex
Source: RefSeq, a predicted model, not a curated record
ACUGGAUCUUCUCUUCUUCUCGCCCAGCCAGUCUCGCAAUCGACGAUCGAAUCUUCGCAUCUUUUCUUCUUUCUUCUUCUUUGGAGUGGGGAGUACACGACGACGGACCAACAAUCUCUCAACUCAACCAGACCUGUCUGUCACACGACGACAAUGGAAGGCGAUCAAGACACAUCUGAUUGCACUUUGGUAACGAGGAAGCCUUGCUUCGGUCUCCCAACGGCUUGCCCUAACUGCCUUCCCGCUUACAUAUACCUGAAACUAGCCCAGCUUCCUUUUCAUCUUGCCUUCAAUUCCACCUUCCCUGAUUCAGAGGAACUGCCAUACUUUGAAAGUGGGACAUAUGUUGCAUACAACAACGAAGACGGAGGGGUGAUUGAGAAGCUGAAGAAAGAUGGGAUUGUUAAUCUUGACUCUCAGCUCCAGUCUCUUCCUGAUUAUCUAUCCUUGAAGGCUCUCAUUGUGUCAUGGCUUGAUGAAGCGCUUAGGUAUGAGAUAUGGGUUGGUACAGAGGGGAUAUGUGCUUCCAAGAUGUACUACUCAGAUCUUCCUUGGGUGAUCGGCAAGGUCCUGUUUUAUAAGCAGACGUAUUUGGCCAAGAACCGUCUUGGACUCACCAAAGAAAACGCGGAGCAAAGAGAAAAACUGAUAUACAAGAGGGCAAGUGAGGCGUAUGAAGCUUUGUCGACUAGGUUAGGCGAGCAGAAGUUUCUCUUUGAAGACAGGCCGUCGAGUUUGGAUGCUUUCCUUCUCUCACACAUGCUUUUUACGAUCCAAGUAUUACCGGAAACAUCAGUGCUUCGGUGCAAACUUCUGGAACAUAGCAAUCUUGUCAGAUAUGCUGAGAAACUCAAGUCAGAGUUCCUAGAAGCGUCUUCGUCAUCUCCUUCCCCUCCGCUUCACUCAUUCCCUUCCUCGUUUUCAGGAAAGAGUUCGAAGCCAAAGAGCAAACCAAAGGCAGAAAAGAGUGAAGAGGAGAAAAAAUUCAAGAAGAGAGCGAGAUUCUUCCUCGCUGCUCAGUUUAUAGCAGUUGUUAUUUACGUAUCCGUGAUGGGAGGAGUUAGUUCCGAUGAAGUGGAGUAUGAAGAUGAUGAUUAGUACAAGCUAAAGCUUCUCCCUUAUUAUUAUUGGACCAGUAACUCUUUUACUCUCUUCUUUGUAGACUCAUAGACAAAAAGAACCAAUCAUCUCUCUCUCUGCUUUUUCUUGAAUUUUUUUUUGUUAUAUUGCCAAGACUCUUUGUUGUUCAACCACAAAAUCAACUGAA